Molecule: messenger RNA, 1618 nt
Organism: Exaiptasia diaphana
Lineage: Eukaryota; Metazoa; Cnidaria; Anthozoa; Actiniaria; Aiptasiidae
Product: melanopsin
Exons: 2
Coding region: 373-1329 (318 amino acids)
Biological process (GO): G protein-coupled receptor signaling pathway
Cellular component (GO): membrane
Molecular function (GO): G protein-coupled receptor activity
Source: RefSeq, a predicted model, not a curated record
AUGAAUUCGAAGCCGAUGUUUACGUGUGUUCAAAGACAUUAAGGGUUUCAAAGCCGCCUAGCUGAGUAUUUCCACUCUAUUAAAAACCUAUCGAACAAAUUCAUAUUAAAAAAAACUACGAUGACUCAAUAACUCCCCGGGAAAGCAUAAAAGUGGACGGGGACGUUCUUAUGUACAAAGAUUGAUAGACAAACGCUUUGGUAGUUAGUACAGACAUAACAUCUUUUUGGUGAAAUGGACUAGAACUGGCGAGUCGCAAUUAGAGAUUCCAUUUUAACACUCGGUACUUUUGGCGACAGAUAAUCUUGGGUGUUAAAACGCCUUCAAAAGUUCUCUUUACUGAGAAAUCCUGUACAACACUGGGACUCCAAGAUGCAGGAGUUUACAGUUCCUGACGCUAUGUUACUAGUACUGUCAGGCUUGGURGUAGCAACCAAUGUCGCAGUGUGCUGGCUAGUCAUUGCACGGAGGGUGCUACGUACGUAUACAAACGGUUUUGUGGUAUCACUAGCAGUGUCCGAUAUCUUAAGUGGUGGGAUCUUCAUGCCUGUUGCUGUACUGCGACCUCUUUCUACGUUUAGAGGACAUGUGGCAAUGAUGGUCAUUGUCUCCAGUACACUUAACCUCAGUGCAGUGGCGUUUGACCGCUACCUGGCGGUUGUUCGACCUCUUGCUUACAAGUCAAGGAUAGAAACCUCUUUUAUUCGUAUUGUUGUCGCUGUUUGGGGUGCGUCUGGUCUUAUGUCUGUACUGCCUGUGUUUUGGAAAGCAGACGAAACACUUCUUGUCCACAAAGUGUACCUGUCAUGUGCAGUCAUCUUGUUCCUUGUUCUUCCUCUCGUUUUCAUUUUGUUUGUGUACACUUUUAUCUUCGUAAAGUUACGCCAACAUGGUAAACUACUGCGCAAUCUACACGCUACAAGGACUCGAAUUGACGAGGCCCGGAGAAGCAGACGCGAGUCAAAAUCUGUGAAAAUGUUUUUCAUUAUCCUGGCGGUGUUUGCUACAUGCUGGAUCCCUGUCAUAUACAUGACCUUUGCGGCAUACGUAGCUAAUAGACUGGAUAUCAUCCCAGCGUCACUUACGAUCAUUUCGCACUACUGCAUCAUGCUUUCUUCGUUGAUAAACCCCUUUCUUUACACUUUCAUGAAACUGGACUUUCAACGCGAAGUAAGGGCAAUGCUGCCGUGUAAGCGUUUUAAGGAAAGAGCAAGACCAGGGCGGGGAAGAUACAACGGUGAAAGCAUGCGAACAACAAAAGCUACAUUCUUGAGCGUUAUUGAUGCUGAAAGCAAAUCUCUCAGCUGUAAUAGUAACAGUAACUACUGAACGCGAAAAGAAAAAAAAAUGUAAACAUACAAUAUAUACAUAUAUGUAAUUGCUUGGAGUAUGAAUCAAGAAAAUAAUGAUAAUAGAACGAUGAUGACUUUCAAAUUAAACCAACUAAAUGAUGCUGCUUUUAUUGAUUUACCUCAAAUCGAUUCGAUUUUUAAGCCAUGUCAAAUAAUUUAGGAAACUACAAUACAAAAAAAGAAGGAAAAUUGUAGCUACAUUUGCUAAUUAGCAGAUUCUAUCUUCAAUAAACAAAACAAAUUAAAGUUACACUGACGAGAGCGUA